AUGUCCUUCCUUGCUGCGCUCUGCGGGUGCUUCACCCGCAGCGAUGUCUCGCCUCAAACCUCGUCAAAACCGGAGAUGCAGACCACCGUCUCUUACACUCGAAGCGGUGUUCAAACAGGCAGUUUCAUCCUCAAUGACGAGGGUGAAUUUGUCCGCGCAGAUGGUCCUCCAGGUGGGCGAUCCGGGCACGGGCCCCCACCGAGUGACUCGGACACGAUUGGGGGCUAUGCCAGCGUGGUCCCGCUUCCGCAAUACACGCCACGCCCGAUGAGCAUUCACGAGAAGACUCUCGAAGCUCAUUUGCGUGACCCUCCCAUGUCCUCAGACUCUUCUAUUUACCAAGACGAGAAACGCCGUCACAUGUAUGAUGAAGAAGUGACAUCGGACAGCUCGUCAACUAUCUCGUAUCCGAGCAGCUAUGGUAAUACCUCAACCGCGACACGAGAGACGCCGCCACCUCCGUAUUCGCCCCGUCAUUCCGUUAUGUUGAGUCGAUCUCGCGCGACCUCCAUUUCCUCGGCAAUGGCUGUUACCAUCAACCCCCCGCCUAUGGCACGGCUAAAUGGUGCUCGUACGGGUCCUCCCCCUCCGAUGCUGACGAUCGAUCUAUUCGGCGUCACCGGAGAGCUUCAUGGGAGAGCCGUUAAUCAAGCUCAGCUUGACUUGGCUCUCAACCCUCUAUUUGCCGUCAUUUUUGGUGGACCUUCCCCUUCCCAUGCCUACCCUCAACAUUGGGCAUGGGAUCCACGAUGA
Molecule: messenger RNA, 753 nt
Organism: Penicillium subrubescens
Lineage: Eukaryota; Fungi; Ascomycota; Eurotiomycetes; Eurotiales; Aspergillaceae
Exons: 1
Coding region: 1-753 (250 amino acids)
Source: RefSeq, a predicted model, not a curated record